AGGCAACCCACGAAACACCUCUCUCUCUCUCUCUCUCUCUCUCUUAACAUUUCCAUGGAAUGACUGAAGCUCGAGCUCCAGAGGUCCCCCCCCUACUUCCGCCAAAUCCGUUUCGCGUCUCCACUAAAUUUCCCGCCGAAUCCCGCCGCCCCCUCCCGGAGAGUUCGGUUCCAUGGAGGACCUGAAGGCCGCCCUCCGCGACCGGUGCCUCACCGUCGCCUCCCUUCCGGAGAAAGGCCGCUCCCUCCUCGCCGCCACAGACUUCCACCCAGGGCAAGUGAUUCUCAGCCAAGAGCCGUAUGUCUUCGCGCCCAACGCGGCCGAGCCGAGGUGCGACGGCUGCUUCGCCACCUCGGCUCGGCUUAGGAAAUGCUCGGCUUGUCAGGCGGUGUGGUACUGCGGGAGCUCUUGUCAGAAAUCAGAGUGGAAGAUGCAUCGGCUUGAAUGCAUGGCUCUAGCGAGGCUUGAUAAGGAAAAGAGGAAAUCUGUCACCCCUUCCAUACGUUUGAUGAUUAAGCUCUACAUACGAAGAAAGCUGCAAGAUGAGAAGAUCAUUUCAACUACUGCAAUGGACAAUUAUAGUCUGGUGGAUGCAUUGGUGUCUCACAUGUCGGAAAUUAAUGAGAAGCAGCUGGUGCUAUAUGCCCAAAUGGCUAACCUCAUUAAUAUAAUACUCCAGUGGCCCGAGAUCAACAUCAAAGAAGUUGCAGAGAACUUUUCCAAGCUUUCAUGUAAUGCACAUACAAUCUGUGACAGUGAGCUAAGACCGCUAGGAACUGGACUCUAUCCUGUCAUCUCUAUAAUCAAUCACAGCUGUUUGCCAAAUGCAGUAUUGCUCUUCGAGGGAAGGACGGCUGUGGUUCGUGCUGUACAACAUAUACCGCAAGGUUCGGAGGUCUUGAUAAGCUAUAUAGAAACUGCUGGAAGCACUACAACUAGACUGAAGUCUCUUAGAGAACAAUACCACUUUGCUUGCGCAUGCCCUCGCUGUGCGAAAUUGGGGCAACCUGAUGAUAUCAAAGAAAGUGCAAUUUUGGAAGGCUACAGAUGUGAAGAUGACAGAUGCUCUGGUUUCCUGCUCCGUGACUCUGAGAAACAAGGAUUUGUGUGCCAACAGUGUGGAUGUGUAAGAAACAAAGAAGAGAUAAGAGACAUUGCUAGUGAAAUUAAAUUGAUGUCAGAGAGGACAUCAUCGUCUACAUCCCCUGGUCAUAAAGAAGCUGUUUCCAUCUAUAAGAUGAUUGAGAAUCUCCAAGGGAAACUAUAUCAUCCUUCUUCAAUCAUCUUGUUGCAAACCCGAGAAAAGAUAUUGAAGAUCUUGAUGGAUCUAGAAGAUUGGAAGGAAGCUCUGGUGUACUGCAAGCUAACUAUUCCAGUUUAUGAAAGAGUCUAUCCAGGGUACCAUCCUUUGCUUGGGUUACAAUAUUAUACCAGCGGAAAACUUGAAUGGUUACUUGGCGACACAGUAAAUGCUAUCAAAUCACUGACCAAGGCAAUUGACAUACUAGGGGUUACUCACGGGAUGAAUACAGAGUUUGUGAGAGAACUCGUGAUGAAACUGGAAGAAGCACGUGCUGAAGCUUCUCACAACCUUUCAUGUGCAGAUGAAUAGCACGCUGGUACUCGUGUGAAGCACUUACAAAGGCCGGUGUACCAUAUGGAAGUUGCCCAUUUUGAAAGUUUUCUUCAUUGCUUGUGACAUUCAUGGUUUAGUAAAUGGAGACAUUCUAUUCUGAAGUCUACCUCCCGAACGUUUUCGGAUCUGCUUGCGAGUCUAACUGUAGACCGUGCAUAUUGCAAAGUGAUUCAACUUGAACCGUCGGGCAGGUCUAUUCAGCCUCUCUCUCUGUCCAAACACGGUGAGGACGGCCUCCAUUUCAGAGAGGAAAUUUUUUACCUGUUGAUCAAAGCAAAAGGAGAGAAACUUGAUGAACAAUGAGGUGAGUGACAGGGAACUUUCAGGUCCUGUUUGUUUUAUACAUAGGAACUGGACUUGAAUC
This is a messenger RNA of Eucalyptus grandis, 2000 nucleotides long. Its product is annotated as histone-lysine N-methyltransferase ASHR1. Gene Ontology annotation, molecular function: protein binding. The transcript is spliced from 14 exons. The coding region runs from base 173 to 1612 and encodes 479 amino acids. Gene Ontology annotation, cellular component: nucleus. The record is from RefSeq and is a predicted model, not a curated record. Lineage: Eukaryota; Viridiplantae; Streptophyta; Magnoliopsida; Myrtales; Myrtaceae.